Molecule: messenger RNA, 2499 nt
Organism: Puntigrus tetrazona (Sumatra barb)
Lineage: Eukaryota; Metazoa; Chordata; Actinopteri; Cypriniformes; Cyprinidae
Product: glucagon-like peptide 2 receptor
Biological process (GO): adenylate cyclase-modulating G protein-coupled receptor signaling pathway; cell surface receptor signaling pathway
Cellular component (GO): plasma membrane
Molecular function (GO): glucagon receptor activity; peptide hormone binding
Source: RefSeq, a predicted model, not a curated record
CAUCUGCGGGACACGUAGCAUCAAACGCAGAAAGCUGACCCGUGCAUGCGGCAGUCGUGAUUCACUUUCACACAGACGGACGCUUUGUCGCAGGAAUUAAGAAUCAGACCAUUUGCUUCAUGUGCAGAGAGUUUGUUCAUUAAACUAACUGGAUCAUCCUUUGAACAUCUCGUUCCUCAAAUGUUGCAAAUGUCUUCUUUACAUGAGCUCUUACAUCAACAGUGAAGUUCUGGUCUCUUGCCUUAUCUUGAUUGGCUGGGGAGGGCCAGAAGUGAAGCAGGACUGAGUGAAGCGGCGCAGACGCUCUCAUUUGGACAUUAGGCAACAGAAGGAACCGGAGUCUUUGAACUCUGAGGCUCCCGCUCUCAUCCAGCAUCGGAUGAUCGACAGGAUAUCCAGCAGGAGGACGGGAAAAGCCAUGGCGUGACGUGCCGGAGCUCUGUUCAUGGACAGGUGAAUACUGAGCCGCGUUCAUGCUGCUCGUCGGGAGAGUUCAGCUCUGGAUACUUCUUGUGCUUUUCGACAGCGGUCAGGUCAUGGGCUCCGUGCUGGAUGAUCUGAUCUAUAAACGUGGUGAAUAUCAAGAGAACUGCACACGGUUACUAAAAGCCACUUUCCCGACUGGAACUGGAAUUUUCUGCAAUGGAACGUUUGACGUUUUCGCCUGUUGGCCGCAUUCAUCUCCUGGGAUCGUAUCCGUACCCUGCCCUCCUUAUUUACCGUGGAUCAAAGAAGGUGCUACUGGAAACGUGUACAAGGAAUACGCCAACGGGACCUGGAAAACUGAGGAGAACUCGAGCACCGUAUGGAGAAAUCAGUCAGAGUGUGAAAAUCACAAUUUUUUCAAGCCUGAGGAGGAAGAAGUGUUUCGGCAGUCCGUGCUGAGGGUCUUGUCCAUCGUUGGAUACUCGCUGUCGUUUUCCUCUCUUUGCUUGGCUGUUCUGAUCAUGAUUCUCCUGAGGAAGCUCCACUGUACGAGGAAUUACAUCCACAUGAAUCUCUUUGUAUCAUUCAUAUUUAGAGCAAUAGCAGUAAUUGUCAAAGAGGUUAUAUUACAAGUCGCAUACACCAACAUGCCCAGAGAUGAGAUGGGUUGGAACAGCUACACAAAAUCCACGAUUUCUUUCAUCUGCAAGGCCUCAAAGGUGUCGCUGGAAUAUUUCGUUGGGUGUAAUUACUUCUGGCUCUUAGUGGAGGCCAUAUUCCUGCACACGCUGCUGUUCACUGCAGUUCUGACCAGGAAAAGACUUCUUAAGAAAUAUAUGAUUAUAGGAUGGGGAACUCCAUUACUGUUUGUGAUCCCCUGGACCGUUGCCAAAGCGUUGUAUGAAAAUAAAAGCUGUUGGUUUAAUAGCAUCAGCUGGAUCUGGUGGAUAAUCCGAGGCCCGAUAACGUUAUCAGUGAUUGUCAUUUUUUGCAUUUUUCUUAAAAUCAUCAGACUUUUGCUGUCCAAGUUAAAGGCUGAUCAGGUGAAGUUCACUGACUACAGAUACAGUCUGGCCAGAGCGACGCUCGUGUUGAUUCCUCUGCUCGGGGUCCAUGAGAUCGUCUUUACCUUAAUUAUAGACGAAUCAGUUGAGGGAAGCACCCGUUAUACUCGAAACUUCAUCAAUCUGACCCUGAGCUCUUUCCAGGGACUUUUAGUUGCAGUGCUGUACUGCUUUGCCAAUGGAGAGGUCCAGGCUGAGCUGAAGAAGAGGUGGCAGCUGUUAAUUUCCUCCAAUCACUUCGAGGGGCACAACUGCUUUGCGGACAUUCACCCCAAACACCUGUGGAAGUGCUCACAAAAGAGACCCGGACAAACCACAGAACAGAGCGAGUCCAAUGAGGAGGGAAGCCACGCCCCCACACAGGGACAUCCGCUGCAGGUGGCUGUCCAAUCGGCAGAGGACGUGCCAUGUGGGCGGGGCUCCGGCCUGGAGUUUUACAUGAGGAAGAGCCUCUCCAGCAGCGACGGGGAAAUGACUUUAGGAGAGACCAUGGAGGAGAUCUUAGAGGAGAGUGAGUUUUAACGUCUGCCACUGGCCCCCGUUUCAGAAAUAUUUUUUUAUUAAAAUGUAAUUAAGGAUGUAUAUAUAUAUACUGUACUUUAAUGACUGUAAAUGGCUUCCAUGAUGUUUUUGAUACCUGAGUUUAGUAUGUGUACGUAAUGUAAGGUGCUCGGAUGGAGCUCAGUCUAAGCUUUGAAAGUCUCAACAAAUUUCUCUUGUUGAUCAAAAUAUUUUAUUGAACAUUUCACUGAACAACAAAAGUAGUGAAAACAUGGAAGGACUGUGAAAUUGGAUUGAGGAGCAGCCCAUGGAUUAUGACGCUGUAAUACUAUAUUACCAGCUUUAUUAUCUAGAGAUCAAUGGUUUUCAGCUGGUUUUGAUUCACAACCAAGAUUUUUCAUUGGUUACCCAAUACACCACCAAAACUAAUGUAUGAAUGCCACAGAAAUGUCUUGAAAUGAGUGAUUAAUUGAAUCUAAAAUAAAUGUUUUUGUUAUAUAUAUAUAUA